Messenger RNA from Schistocerca serialis cubense, 2187 nucleotides. RefSeq lists its product as uncharacterized. NCBI's taxonomy places the organism in Eukaryota, Metazoa, Arthropoda, Insecta, Orthoptera, Acrididae. Bases 1 to 717 code for a protein of 238 amino acids. The record is from RefSeq and is a predicted model, not a curated record. The transcript has 6 exons.
AUGGACCUUGCCCCAGUUACCGCACAGCCGGCGACCAGCCCGGUCCUCUGCCUGCGGCGCGGGCACAGCAAGUGUCAACAGCCGCCGUACACUGUGGCGGACCUCACGUACGACCACGCGACAGCUACAAGCCCGGCACCCGUAGCAAGGUCGCUGCCCCGUAACGUGUGUUAUCAGACGGCGCUGUCCUGCUGCACCGUGUGCACAGCACUGUCGGCGACGCACCUCGGAGAAAGCUGUCGCGCCACAGGCCGCCCCACAAGUUCGUACACCCUCUGUCGACACUCCCACGCGGCCCAGGCGGGAAGCAACACGCACCAGCAGCAACGCAGAGGCCUCCCACUGCAGGAAGUUGCAGACUGUCUGGCUGAAGCAGGACUGGUCCAGUGGCAGCACAGUUCCCGUCAAACGGGGCCCUUCCAGCAGCGACGCAGGAUGCGCCCGCUGUGCCUUCUGCCGCCACUGCAGCUGCUGCUGAUAAUCGCGGGCGUCAGCGCUCAAGACUGCAGGCCGCCAGGACACGGGUGUGCUGAUGAUUACGCCUGCUGUGACGGUUGCUGCCUCUCAGGAGUAUGUGAGUACACAAGGGCACCUUGCUACAUUGAUCGAGAUGAUAUGUGUCUGAGUCAUUACUGUCCUGGUGGUUUCGAGUGCUACCUGUACCAACCACAUGUAUCAGUGGCACCAUAUCCAGAUUGUCGACCAGUUAAAAACUAAAGAAAGUUUGAUAGAAUGUUGAUCUGCAGUGAGUUUCUUGAAUGUGUUUCAACAAUGAUAUCAGAUAAUUCACUUUUAAAAAGUGAUUCAAAUUCAAUAAACAUUACUCAUAUCAUAAGAUGUCAUUUUUAAAUAAAUCACUUCUCGUGCAAUCAAUUGACUGUAACAACAGUUAGUGCCAUUAAGAAGGUAAAAAAUGGAAAAUAUUGAACAGAUACUAAACAUGUACAAUCUACCUCCAAGGAAUAUAAGCAGAAAAAUAGUGAUUAAUGCUUAAGUGGUAAAUAGUACUUUUGCUUAUCCUGUGUGGAUGAAGAACCUGUGAGAACGAAACCCUAUGAUAUAAUAAAUGUUAUUUUCGCAUUUAAAUGUCUACUUAAUACUAAAACUAAACAUGUAAUAGAACAGAUGUGUUGAUGAAAUGCUUGUGCUUGAGGAAUAGUCAUAAAGUUUUAAUUAUCACAUAAAAGAGUUAUGCAAUUAAUUUUAAACACUGGAAACUCCAGGUAGGAAUAUCAGCAAUGUAGGAAAAUAUAAAUUGCUACCUACUGUACAGAAGACUCAUCAAGUAGCAGACAGGCACAUUUAAAAUACACUUACAUAUAGCUUUCAGCAACUAUCUUCAUCAGCAAAAGAGAGACACAUGCCAUUCACACACACAGCAAGCACACCUCACGCACAUACAACUGCCACCUCCAGCAUCUUCGGCCCGAGAUGCUGGAGUUGGUGGUUGUAUGUGCACAAAUUGUGCUUGCUUGUGUGUCAGUGGUGUGUGUCUCUCUUUUACUGAUGAAGGCAGUGGUCGAAAGCUAUAUAUAAGUGUUCUUUAAUUGUACUGUCUACAACUUGAUGUGUCUUCUUUACUGUAAGUAGCUAUCUGUCUUUUCCUACAUUGUGUGUAAUUAUUUUUAAGUUUUUUUUGGUAGCUGCAUAUCUGCAGUUCUGGCUCACAAUGAAAGUCCUGCACCAUAGUUCAACUGUGUAACGCUCAAGGAGCCAUAAUAAUGUGAAGCAGCACGCUGAUAAAGAGGAGCUGCCCUGGCUCCCACGCAUCUCUUCCUGAUUUGUUUGUACAUCUGUCUCACAAAGAUGAACAAUUUAUUGAUGAAAGUGAAAGUGAUUGAGGUGAAGAGAAAUGAGAUCAUAGUAUUUCAUUCAUUAUGUCACUAUUUAAUGUAAUAUUCAGCACCAGAAAGACAAUACACAAGGACAAUGUCAGUAAAGGAAGGAAGGAAGGGAGACAAGGAUUUAACACCAUUUCAACAAUGAAAUCAAUAGAGAUGUAACAUGAGAUUCAAUUAGGAAAGAAAAUUGUCCAAGUCCUGUUCCAGGAAAACAUCUUGGCAUUUGCCCAAAACAGUUUAGAAAAAUGUUGGAAAAUUUAUUUACUUAUUUUUAUUUAUUUAUUUAUUUACAUUUUCUUUGCGUGGAGCCAUCAUAAUGAUGGCUUUUGCAAACGUCAGACUUAAU